AUGAAACUCAACAUUGCUUACCCGGCCACCGGGUGUCAGAAAUUGUAUGAAGUUGACGACGAGAAGAAGCUCAGAAUCUUUUACGAAAAGCGAAUGGCACAAGAAGUCGAAGCUGAUGCCCUCGGAGAUGAGUGGAAGGUAAGAUAUAUUCCAUGCUUAGUUUUAUUGUGAAUUUAAGGGUUACAUUCUUCGGAUCACCGGUGGUAACGAUAAACAAGGUUUCCCCAUGAAGCAGGGUGUACUGACCAACGGCCGCGUUCGUCUCCUUCUCUCCAAGGGUCACUCUUGUUACCGUCAACGAAGAAAGGGAGAGCGAAAAAGAAAGUCUGUCAGAGGCUGUAUUGUCGAUGCCGCUCUUUCCGCUUUGUCUCUCAUCAUUGUCAAGAAGGGUAAGUUAAACUAUAUUACGGAUUUGUGGUCUUUAGAAAUGCAAUUUAUAGAGUUGGGUUACCUUCUCUUUAUUGUUUUGCUAUUUGCGAUGCAUUUUUGUUUUUAGGAGAUGGCGAAAUCGAAGGUCUUACGGACAAGACUAUCGCUCGUGCCUGUGGUCCAAAGCGUGCCACCAAGAUCCGUCGUCUGUUUAACCUGACUAAGGAAGAUGAUGUCCGAAAAUACGUUCUGCGCAGAACCAUCCAACCCAAAGAAGAAGGAAAGAAGGUUCACACCAAGGCCCCGAAAAUUCAGAGACUUGUAACUCCCGCUCGUCUUCAACGAAAGAGAAGAAUCGCCGCCCAGAAGGUUAAGAGACGCAUCAAGAACCGCGAGGAAGCCGCUAACUACCAAAAGUUGUUGGCCAAGUACGCCAAGGAACGAUUGGCUGAGAAGGCCGCUCGCCGUCGUUCAUCAGCUUCUGCUUCCAAAUCGGAAAGCAAGCACUCCGUGUCCAAGAAAUAA
Bursaphelenchus xylophilus (pine wood nematode) is the source of this 894-nucleotide messenger RNA. The record is from the annotation of a GenBank genome assembly. Lineage: Eukaryota; Metazoa; Nematoda; Chromadorea; Rhabditida; Aphelenchoididae.